AUGGCUUCAAUAACCGUUUAUCGUGGUACCUCGGGUGGAAAGGUUCAGCAGGGCACGAUUGCCUGGCCUGGUCCUCCAAAAGCCCAUCAAGUGACUGUCCGCAUCACUCAUUCCGGCCUGUGCGGUACCGACGAGCACUACAAGUCACAAGACAUGGUUCUUGGCCACGAGGGAGUUGGCAUCGUCGAGGCAAUUGGCGACUCUGUCAGAACCUUCAAGGUUGGAGAUCGGGUUGGUUGGGGUUACUGUCAUGGUAGCUGCCUCAACUGCGAGUCUUGUCAUCAAGGCCAAGAGCUUUACUGCGAACAACGACAGCUAUAUGGCUUUGACGAAUUUGACCAGGGCUCAUUCUCGACUCAUGCGACUUGGAAUGAGCAUUUCCUCUCCCGCAUCCCGGAAAGCAUUCUUUCCGCCGAAGCAGCCCCCUUGAUGUGCGCAGGUGCAGCCGUCUACUCAGCUCUGCGCAGUGCAGGAGUCCAGUGGCAUCAUCGAGUCGGGGUUCUCGUCCUCGGGGGACUGGGUCACCUCGCUGUUCAGUAUGCCGCCAAGAUGGGAUGUCACGUUACUGUGUAUUCUCACUCACCCGGUAAAGAAGAAGCAGCAAGAAAUCUAGGAGCGUCAGACUUCCAAGUCAUGGGUAGUGAUUCUCUCCCUGGUCGCGCCGUUGACUGUCUGCUCCUUGCCGGUGCUCAACAACCAGACUGGUCUACAGUUCUGCCGCUGGUUCGGCGAGGUGGUGUCAUCACGGCCAUGACUGUAGAUUCAUCCGAGCUGCGAUGUCCAUAUGGGGAGAUCCUGAUGGGUGCUAUCCGGAUUCAAGGAAGCCUACCUGCCGCACCAAACGUCCAACGCGAGAUGCUCAGAUUUUCGGCGCUCCACAAGAUAAAGCCAAUCAUCGAGACUUUCAAAUUUAGUGAAGAUGGCAUCAAUGAGGCUAUGGCGAAGCUUCGUCAGGGCAAGAUGAGGUACCGCGGUGUGCUAGUAAUGGAAGCUUAA
This is a messenger RNA of Fusarium vanettenii 77-13-4, 996 nucleotides long. RefSeq lists its product as uncharacterized. Gene Ontology annotation, biological process: alcohol metabolic process. The transcript has 2 exons. The coding region runs from base 1 to 996 and encodes 331 amino acids. NCBI's taxonomy places the organism in Eukaryota, Fungi, Ascomycota, Sordariomycetes, Hypocreales, Nectriaceae. Gene Ontology annotation, molecular function: zinc ion binding; alcohol dehydrogenase (NADP+) activity. The record is from RefSeq and is a predicted model, not a curated record.